This is a messenger RNA of Sordaria macrospora k-hell, 1488 nucleotides long. RefSeq lists its product as uncharacterized. Lineage: Eukaryota; Fungi; Ascomycota; Sordariomycetes; Sordariales; Sordariaceae. The record is from RefSeq and is a predicted model, not a curated record.
AUGUCGGUCUUCUCUCUCAUCAAGCGGAGCCGGCAAGCAGCAAAGGAAGAAACCGCCAAGAAGGCCGAAAAGGACAAGGCAGAAGCCAAGGUCCCAUACAAGCACGUACCCAAGCAUGCCGCUGUCGAUGCUCUCAUGGGCGGGCCCACGGGCUGGAAGGAGGCCGAUCGACUCAGAAUCAUGGAGGAGAACCGAAGGAGGAGUGCCAUGACAGCGAACGGCAUGGGCAUGCCGAGCGGGCUUUCAACUCCAGUCCACGCCGGCGUCUUUACCCGCGCCAACAGCAGUCUCACACACGUCUCAUACAGCACUCCCAGCGGCUACGCCACACCCGUCCCUCACCUUCCCCGAGCAUACAGCUACCACGGCCCGACCCCCGGGUGGAGCCAUCAUGGCGGUGAGAUUAGCUAUCUCUCGAUCGACAUGGCUGGGGCUGCUAGUAGGGGUACAUCGAUAAAGGGCAAAGAGAAGGAAGUUCGGCGCCCCAGGCUCGACUCAGGCCGCACCAGCAGAUCGUCAAGCAGAUUUUCAGCUGCUGGUGGGCGAUUUCCCUUUGAGGGAGGGUCCGGCUCUGCCCCUCGAACCAGAGAUGGCUCAAGCUCCCCCGUCCAAAGCUCCAGCAUCUCCAGCAGCUCGGAAGACGAUUUGGAGAUCAAGCCCGUGAAGCAAUGCACCAGCGCAGUGAUAACCUCAAGUCCGCUCGCGGGGGUAUCGAGUCGGCCGGGAAGCGACACCGACUCAGUCCACCGUCUUCACCCCGGCCAUGCCCGAAACAUGUCAAACUCAACAUACAAACAAGCAGCAGGACGAUCCUCGUCGCCCAGACAAUCACCCUCGAGGAAUAACCCGACCAGGGCAGGAGGAGGUUCAAGCAGCAGCAGCGCUUCGCUGAGCGCCGCAGGCAUCCCGCCCGUCCCGACAAUCCCUCCUAUGCAAUUCGGCGGCAACCUCACUCUUCCCGCCUCCUUGUCUUCCAGCUCCAACAACAGCUCCUCCUCACACAGGAGUUCGCACCCCAUCCCACCACCGGUGGUGGUAGAAGAGGACGCCUCCGAACUCUCAGAAGACUCGGCCGGCACCGGCGCCUCCACUCCUCCCAUUGGCACCGCCGUCUCGGCUCCCACAGCACGCAAGACGAGCCCCAGGAGCUCAAUCAAGACCACUCAGUUCGCCGAGCUAGAGCCGAUCCAGUCAAAUGUAGUAUCCAGCAGCAGCAGCAGCAGCAGCACCGACAACCCCCGCACCAACUCACCAUACAAGACGUAUUCCAGCCAAAAGGAACGAUCGUUUGUCGCUACCACCACUCUACCAACCUCGUUCGACGAAGCGAGCUUGGCGGUUCCCGCGCAACGAUUGGUGACGACGCUGCCUCCGCAACAGGGAAAGUUGGGGAAACGGCCCAAGAAUAAUAAGGAGACGGAAAACAAGGUGCCGAAGAAGAGUCGAUGGAGCUUUAUGAGCUCGAGGAGGACGGCUGUCGCUGUAUAA